UGCUAGGGAUUCGUCUACUCCCAUGUGAGGCGACGACCAGGGGAGGAGGGCCGCCGGACGGAGGAGGAGACAAGGGCCAAUGCUCGUCGUCGUUGCACAAAACAGUAGACGCCGACGAGGAGAGGGGAGAGGGAUUUGGCGCUGGCGAGCUGAGGAGAAGGAGAUCCGGCGAGCCGCCGUCGCCCGCUGCCAGAUCCAGUGAGCCUAGGCUGGAUUUGGCCGCCCUGCUCCUGCUCCACUCGGCGCUGUCGCCGCUGCUCCGCCUAGCGUCGUUGCCGCUGCUCCGCCUGGCUCCAUUGCUGCUCGGGCCGCCGCUGCUCCGCCUGGCUCCAUCACCGCUCGGGCUGCCGCUCUGCCAGACGUCCUCGCCGCUUCUUCGCCCGCUACCCGAUUCUCUUCGGUUGGGAAAGAGAGAUAGGAGAGAGGGGGGGGGGGGCCAUGAAAAAGUGAAAAGAUGUAAAAGGUGGUAUUGGUAGGACCCACUAUAAACAACUUGCACUGUGCAACAUAUAGGCUAUAUAGCUAGGAAUAAGUUCACCGGUGGUCCUUCAACUUAACAGCGAGAUUUUUUGAAUUCCCUCAACCACAAGAUCAGAAAUAUAUAUCUCUAAACUUACAUAAACCGUGCACACAAGGUCCUUUGACAGUAUACAUAUGUGUGGUUUCGCUGACGUUGACAUCCUAGUUACAAAACAAAUUAAAAAAGUGCGUGGGGCCCACAUAUCAGCUGCACAUCUCUUUCCUUUUCCUUUUCUUCUCUUUUCUCUCUUCUCUCCCCCUUCUUCGAGCCGGCGGUGGGCGGAAUCGGCGAGCGCCGAUGUGGGCGAUGGGUGAGCGCAGUAGCAGAGCGGCGGCGGGCUGCGGGCGGAGCAGACGGCGGGCAAGCGCGGCGGCGGAGCAGAGGCAGCGGAGCGGCGGCGGCGGCGGCGGGCGGAGCGGACGGCGAGCGAGCGCAGCGGCGGAGCGGAGGCAACGGGCGGAGCGCGCUCGCGGCACGGACUGCCGUAAACCCUAAACCGCCGCCGCAGCCAUGGCGGUCUCGGUGGCCUUCCUCCACUGCUCGGCCUGCUCCGCCGCCGCGUCGGCGGCGUCCGUCGUCUUCGCCGAGGCCUUCUUCUCGGAGGUGUACUGCUGCAGCUCGCGCUUCAGCUGCCCGUUCUCCUGGAGCGCGCCCUGUAGCUGCUCCUUCAGCUCGUCCGCCGCGCCAUCCUCCCCCAGACUCGAGCUCUGCCCUGGUCUCUUGCACCCCCACGCAGCCCACCCCCGCCGGCCUACUCCGGCCGUCGCGAACACCACUACGGCAAGACACAGACCACCGACGGCAAUAACGUAAACCAUCACAUCACACCAACACCAGUACAAGACUAUAUACAGGAAGCAGAGCUAAUAACCCGCCAUUGACCACCUUCAAUUCAUUCCUCUCGCUUCCCAAUUCGCUAUCUAUCUCCUCGAUCUCUUUCUUCCUGUCACCAUUAAUUCCACGUACAUGGCAUGGACGACGACGAGAAGCCGAAGGUGGCGGCAGGCGCCCGUGGCAGCAAGGUGGUCGGCGCCGGCGCCGUCGAUGCGUGCCUGGUCGCGGCGGCCAUGGCGGGGGCGUCACUGCUAGCGUGUUGGACCGUGGCGUUCCACUCGCCCACCGUCCGCUCCGCCCGCAGCUCGUUGCCGCGGUCGCCCGCCGCUCUCAUCGGCGCUCGCCGAUUCUGCCCGCCGCCAGCCCGAAGAAGGGAGGAAAGAAGAGAGAAAAGAGGAGAGAAGGAAAAGGAAAGAGACGUGCAGCUGACAUGUGGGCCCCACGUACUCUUUUUAAUUUUUCUUUGCUGACUAGGAUACCAUGUCAGCGAAACCAUCUAUGUAUACUAUCAUAGGACCUUGUGUGCACGGUUUAUAUAAGUUUAGGGAUACACAUUUCUGAUUUUGUGGUUAAGAGAUCUUAAAAAAAUCUCGCUGUUAACUUUAGGGACCACCGGUGAACUUAUUCCAUUAGCUAACACAGUUCUUGGUCUAUGUAGCAGAUGAGGUCCAGCAAAAUUGAGUAACUGUGAACGCCCUGACAGGUGAGCAAAUGCUGAAACGCCAAAACUGCAGCAGGCAAAAACAAAAGAAAGAAAGAAAAGAACAGCAACCAAUGGACCAAUGGCCAUGGUGAGAACAGAGCCUGAGCCGAGCCUCUCCUUGUCUUGUCUCUUUUGGAAGAGAAGACCCUUUUCCCGAAAUAGCAACUUCUUUUGGUCUCUCCAUUGCCACACUCUCCAAUGGUGCCAUGGCCAGCCCACCUGCAGCUUCCAUUUCCAGCUUCAUGACAACCACCAAAAGCCGACCUCCUCCCCUCUCUCCUCUCUCUACUGAGCCGCCUGAGCAGCAGCAGUAGCAGCGGCUCACAUGGCGCUGCAGAGCACCACAAGCCAAAACGCCAAAGCCAAACCUGCCCCUGCUUCUCCUCCUACUCGUUGAAUAAUCUUUGACGACGCUCAUGGCGGGAGGACGCGGGCUGGAGCUGUCGCUGGCCUGCGCGGCGCCGAGCCCGGCGGCGGAUUUCGGGGAGGAGGAGGAGGAGGAGCUCCGGCGCCCGCCUCCGCCGCGGCGUCGGCGGCAGCAGCCGACCAUGGCCGCGCUCUACGCCGAGCUGGCCUCGCUGCUCCCCGGCCUCCGCUCCCGGGCGAGCAGGGAGGAGAUCGUGGAGGCGGCGGCGAAGCAGGUGAAGGUGCUGGAGGACACGGUGGCCGUGCUGGAGGCGUACCGGGCGGUGCAGGUUGGCGGCGCCGCCGCCGCCGAGGAGGUGUCCGUGUCGUACCGGGAGACGGUCUGCUUCGCCGCCCGGCUGCCGGCGGCGCGGCGGCCAGGCGCGCUGACGCGCGUGCUGGAGGUGUUCGACCGGCGCGGCGUGGAGGUCCUGGCAGCGACGCUGGCGGGCGGCGGCCGCGCGGCCAUGGUCACGGUCACCGCGGCCGCCGCGGCGCCGGACAUCGCGGAGAUGAUCAAGGCGGACAUCGCCAGCAUCGAGUGACUCCGUGACGCGGCCUCGUCAUGAACUGAUCGCCACGCAUUUUGUUUCUCCAAUAUUAUACUUACAAUCCAAAACUUCCUUGCAAUUUCAGCAUUAGAGAUUUAGAAUUGGAUGGGAUUUGAGCUUCGUUUUGCAACUUGACGCUUUUUAGGAGUUUGAACUUCAAACCAAGAAUGUGCAAGUGAUUUUUGGCAACACAGGCUGCUAUGCUUGUGAUGUUU
Oryza sativa Japonica Group (Japanese rice) is the source of this 3228-nucleotide messenger RNA. RefSeq lists its product as uncharacterized. NCBI's taxonomy places the organism in Eukaryota, Viridiplantae, Streptophyta, Magnoliopsida, Poales, Poaceae. Gene Ontology annotation, biological process: regulation of DNA-templated transcription; endosperm development. Gene Ontology annotation, molecular function: DNA-binding transcription factor activity; protein dimerization activity. The record is from RefSeq and is a predicted model, not a curated record.